AUGACGAGCAUUCGCCUGUCUCUGACAAUUCUUGCCAAGAAACAGGCAGCUGCAGUCUUUAAGGGGCAUUUGGCUGCCUAUGUCGGCGACAGACGGAAGCGAUUUGCGAUUCCAACACCCUACUUGAAGAAUCCUAGCUUCCAGGCAUUGCUAAGAAGAGCAGAAGAGGAGUUUGGUUUUGAGCAUCACAGUGGCCUUGCAAUUCCAUGCAAUGAAGAUGCCUUCCAAGCAUUCAAAGCACAUAUGUCUUGCGCAUACUGCAAACAUUCCAUGCUCAAUUUUGUCAACGUUGUCUCAUUUUUUUCUCCCUUUGUGUACAUAGAUCAAAGUCCCACUGCUACCGAAUUACUGAUAGAAAUACAAUCAGUUUCCAAAAAUUGA
This is a messenger RNA of Nymphaea colorata (pocket water lily), 381 nucleotides long. Its product is annotated as auxin-induced protein 6B-like. The record is from RefSeq and is a predicted model, not a curated record. Lineage: Eukaryota; Viridiplantae; Streptophyta; Magnoliopsida; Nymphaeales; Nymphaeaceae. Gene Ontology annotation, biological process: response to auxin. Bases 1 to 381 code for a protein of 126 amino acids. The transcript has a single exon.